CCCAGCUCUUCCACGGCGUCCUUUUCAAAUCGAUCCAACCAUUUCUACAAGCAAUCUGCUUCUCUCUUCUUCUUUACCAGCACCAACCUCAAGAUCUAGAUAGGGAGAGAGCAUGGAGGUAGAGAGGCCCGUGUCAAUGAUGCCGGGGCUGGCCGACGGGUUCUUCACGGAGGCCGACCUGGCCGCGGCGGACCAACUGGUGCAGCUCAGCGUGAGCGGGGGGGCGGAGGCGACAUCCCCAACGUCGUCCUCGCUGUCGGUGCAGUCGGUGAACAACACCGAGGCGGCGCCGAGGAAGGGCAGCUGCGAUGACGCGGCGCCGUGGAUGGACAGGAGGGCAAGGAAGCGGUACCGGCGGGUGGCCGAGCUCUACCACGCCACCAGGCCGCUUAAGCGCACGGAAGCCGGCGGCAAGCGGAGGAGGGCGGAGAUCGUGGGGAAUCGAUAGGAGGGAUCAGAUCGAUCAGCCCACUGGGCUAACUGCGCAUUUGUGUAAAUACUUCGUUUUGUAAGGCGUUUACUUUUUUAUUUACUUCUCUGUUUGCCUUUUCCCCUGCGCGAGUGGUCAUGGUCGAUGAAAGCAGCAAAGCUAGCUUUGUACAGAGUUUUGAAUAGUUUUGAAUUUCGAUGAUGCAGCAGCUCGAUCA
Hordeum vulgare subsp. vulgare (domesticated barley) is the source of this 647-nucleotide messenger RNA. RefSeq lists its product as uncharacterized. The transcript has a single exon. The record is from RefSeq and is a predicted model, not a curated record. Bases 113 to 448 code for a protein of 111 amino acids. NCBI's taxonomy places the organism in Eukaryota, Viridiplantae, Streptophyta, Magnoliopsida, Poales, Poaceae.